Messenger RNA from Impatiens glandulifera, 2142 nucleotides. RefSeq lists its product as uncharacterized. Lineage: Eukaryota; Viridiplantae; Streptophyta; Magnoliopsida; Ericales; Balsaminaceae. The record is from RefSeq and is a predicted model, not a curated record. The transcript is spliced from 10 exons. Bases 33 to 1973 code for a protein of 646 amino acids.
AUCUCGUGAGCAUACAAAACGAAGAAGAAAUCAUGUACAAAUCGGAGGUUCACCGACUCUGUCUCCGGAAUCAAUGGGAUCAACCUGUGUAUUCCACCGUCAAGGAGGGCCCCGAUCACGGAUCUAGAUACAAUGCUACGGUAACUGUGAAUGGUACCACCUUCCAUUCAGCCGAACAGAGUUCUUCUACCAAGGAAGCGCAUAACAAAGCGGCUAAAGCUGCUUAUGAUCAUCUAUCAGCUCCGCAGAUCAUCAAUCCGAAUCCUCCUCCGCCGACGCAGCAGUCUGGAGAAGUUGUUCCGAACUUGGCCCAUUUAUCCUCCGAUGGGCAGCAUGUGCACAAAACUCUUUUGAGAGAUUAUGCAAACAGAAAGAGGCUUGCAAAUCCUUUAUAUUCCAGUGAACGCAUACCAGGAGGAUCUAAACGCUUCAAAUCGAAAGUAACAGUUGGAGGGCAGACUUACGAGAAUCAAAACUAUUACCUCACAGAAAAAGAGGCUGAAAUUGCUGUUGCCACAGUUGCUUGUGAGAAGCUUAUGAAAGCUGAAGAAAUUCAGAAGGCAAAAAAUGCAAUGUACAAAAGUCUUCUACUUGAAUUGACUAGAAAAAGUGGUGUACUUCCAAAGUUUGUGACCAAGAUUCACAUGAAGUUAUAUACAUCCUCCGUAGAGAUCGGAGACAAGACUUUUGAAGGUCAACCAGCCCCAACUAAAAAGUUGGCAGAGAGUAGUGCAGCCAAGGUUGCAUAUACUGCUAUGCAACAAGUCAAGAACACAGGUGACUUAGCUGACCAGAACACAACAAAGGGAUCUAGUCCUGGCCCAAUUUUGGACAAACAGCAAUUAACCAAAGCUGACCAGAACACAACAAAGGGUUCUAGUCUUGGCCCAAUUUUGGACAAACAGCAAUUAACCAAAAGUAUCCCAUCAUCUUCAAACUCUGCUGACCAGAACACAACAAAGGGAUCUAGUCCUGGCCCAAUUUUGAACAAACAGCAAUUAACCAAAAGUAUCCCAUCAUCUUCCAACUCUGUUGACCUGCCUGACAAAAAGACUGAUGUGGUAUCUCCUCAACUCACCACAGGGGUGGAACGUGGGCAAAUGAGGAAGUCAGUCCAAGAACUUUCCGAUGAAAACUGGAAUUCAAUGCUUAAACGUACUGGAAUUAAUAUUCAGGAGGCUCUAGAUGAAUCCCUUUUUGUAUUGAAAUGUGCUCUCGCUGGAAAUUUUCAUCUGAUUGAUGGCAGUUCUGCUGUUGCUGAAGAGAAAGACGUGGCUAUGGAUGUGGAUGGAUCCAACGGUAAUAUUUCCGCUGUCUCUGGAGAACUUGUUUCGAUUAAUUACAAGGCUGCUGUUGCCGAAGAGAAAGAUGUGACUAUGAAUUUGGAUGGAUCCAAAGAGAAAGAUGUGGCUAUGAAUUUGGAUGGAUCCAAAGGUAAUAUUUCUUCCAUGGCUGGAGAAGUUGUUGCGAAUUACAAGUCUGCGGUUGCUGAAGAGAAAGAUGUGGCUAUGGAUAUAGUUGGAUCCAAAGACAAAGAAGCAACAUUGGAGUGUGAGACUAAUUUGAAGGGUCAAGAUUUAUCUCAAUUGUCGAUGGAACUUGGCGGCUGUUCGAUGAAGAAAAGAGAUUUGCUUGAAACGCCAGAUCUAGAUUCAGUUGCCCAAGUAAAGAGGGCGAAGCUAUCUCAUCCUGAGAAUGUAGAAGUUGGAGAUCAAUUGGAGUCAUCAAGCAAAGAUGAUGCUGGAAAGUCCAAUUCUUCAAUUUCUUCAACGUUGGCUUUGAAUAAGCCCAUUGUGGAUCCGUUUAUUGUGCUAAAAAGCAAAGCAUCAGGUGAGACAAUUUCGCUAUCUUAUGACAAUAUAGCCAUCUAUCCUCGAGUCCCGAACUUGGAAUUUCCAGACGAUGGUUCCAUAACCGUAUUGCCAUUUCAUAACGACAUGUGGGUGAUGGCAGGAGUGAAUGAGAAGAAAUAAUCAGGUUAUUUACAACUAAUUCUUCUUACAUGAACAUUGACUAUCUCUUUACUGAUGAAUUAAUUAUAGACAGGUUUCUUUAAUUUAGUCUCAAAUCAUUGUAUGUGAACUCUUGUUGUUGAAUUGUUAAACUUCUGUACCCAAUUUUCAAAUUCUGUACUUUUCUUCA